Molecule: messenger RNA, 3618 nt
Organism: Austrofundulus limnaeus
Lineage: Eukaryota; Metazoa; Chordata; Actinopteri; Cyprinodontiformes; Rivulidae
Gene: clcn7
Product: chloride channel 7
Exons: 24
Coding region: 139-2460 (773 amino acids)
Biological process (GO): chloride transport; transmembrane transport
Cellular component (GO): lysosomal membrane; intracellular membrane-bounded organelle
Molecular function (GO): chloride:proton antiporter activity
Source: RefSeq, a predicted model, not a curated record
UGACCAAUCGUCACGAGUUUCUUGGAUGUUUAUUGGGGGGAACAGGAGAGUUGUAUUUAUAGUUAGCUGGUUGUAGCUAAAGUUCAUGAAGAUUUCUCUCUCGUGUUUUAAAAGCGGUGAGUUUCAGAGGCCGCCAUUAUGGCGAACAUCACCAAAAAAGUGUCGUGGUCCAGCCGAGGCGACGAGUCCGGUGCAGUGUGGGAGGGAACCCCGCUACUGAACGGUUCCGAGCGGCCCUCGGUAUCCAGACAGGAUCCUACAAAUUGGAGACCCAAAGAGAUCCCUCACAAUGAGAAGUUGCUUUCACUUAAAUACGAGAGUCUGGACUAUGACAACAUUGAAAAUCAGCUGUUUCUGGAAGAGGAGAGGAGGAUGAGUUUCAUGGGUUUCCGCUGUCUUGAGAUCAGUCGUUGGGUGGUCUGUGGAAUAAUUGGCAUUGUGACUGGACUCAUCGCCUGUCUUAUAGACAUCGCCGUGGAAGAGCUGGCUGGCUUAAAAUACAAAGUCAUCAGAGACAACAUUAUUCAGUUUACAGAAGCUGGUGGUCUGUCCAUCUCUCUCAUCCUCUGGGCCGUCCUUAACUGUGCGUUUGUCAUGUUGGGAGCCAUCAUGGUCGCAUGUUUUGAGCCCAUAGCAGGAGGAAGUGGGAUUCCUCAGAUAAAAUGUUACCUAAAUGGAGUCAAGAUUCCCAGGGUUGUACGACUCAAGACUCUGGUGGUGAAAGUGUUUGGUGUCAUUUGUUCUGUGGUUGGCGGACUCGCUGUAGGGAAGGAAGGUCCCAUGAUUCACUCCGGUGCUGUUGUCGCUGCAGGCGUUUCCCAGGGGAGGAGCACCUCUUUGAAAAAAGAUUUUAAGAUAUUUGAAUACUUUCGCAGAGACACAGAAAAAAGAGACUUUGUCUCUGCUGGAGCUGCUGCUGGAGUUUCUGCUGCUUUUGGAGCACCUGUUGGGGGUGUUUUAUUCUCWCUUGAAGAAGGAGCUUCUUUCUGGAAUCAGAUGUUGACAUGGAGGAUUUUCUUCGCCUCCAUGAUCUCCACCUUCACUCUGAACUUCUUCCUCAGUAUUUAUCACAAGAAACCAGGAGAGCUUUCCAAUCCAGGUCUCAUCAACUUUGGACGCUUCGAGAGCGAAACUAUGGCAUAUAACCUCUAUGAGAUUCCCUUGUUCAUUGCCAUGGGAGCUCUAGGUGGUAUGUUGGGAGCUUUAUUCAACAUACUCAACUACUGGCUGACCAUCUUCAGGAUCAGAUAUGUGCACAGGCCAUGCUUGCAAGUGAUGGAGGCCAUGUUGGUCGCUGCAGUCACAGCUGCAGUGUCUUUCAUCAUGAUUUACUUCUCUAAUGACUGUCAGCCUUUGGGCCCAGACAACGCCGAGGAGUAUCCACUGCAGUUGUUUUGUGCAGAUGGAGAGUACAACUCCAUGGCAACAGCCUUCUUCAACACUCCUGAGAGAAGCGUGCGAAGUCUCUUUCACAACCCACCAGGCACCUACAACCCUCUGACGCUGGGUUUGUUCACGCUGACCUACUUCUUCCUGGCUUGUUGGACUUACGGUCUGUCUGUGUCCGCCGGGGUUUUCAUCCCGUCUCUUCUCAUCGGAGCCGCCUGGGGGAGGCUGUGUGGAAUCCUGCUCGCCUCUAUAGCUUCAACUAACUCGAUCUGGGCUGACCCUGGGAAAUACGCCUUGAUUGGAGCUGCAGCUCAGUUAGGUGGAAUUGUGAGAAUGACUCUCAGUUUGACUGUCAUCUUGGUGGAGGCAACGGGUAACGUCACAUACGGCUUUCCCAUCAUGCUCGUCCUCAUGACUGCCAAGAUAGUCGGAGACUAUUUUCAAGAAGGUUUGUAUGAUAUUCACAUCAAGCUUCAGAGCGUUCCUUUCCUGCACUGGGAGGCUCCUGCCACCUCCCACUGGCUCACUGCCAGAGAGGUGAUGAGUUCUCCGGUCACAUGUUUGAACCAAGUAGAGAAGGUGGGGACCAUCGUGGAUGUCCUCAGCAACAUGUCCACCAAUCACAACGGCUUCCCUGUCGUCGUGCAGGUUUCUGAUAACGACGAGCCAGCUAAACUCUGCGGUCUCAUCCUGCGCUCCCAGCUCAUCGUUCUCCUCAAACACAAGGUGUUCGUGGAGCUGGCCCAGUCCCGGCUGACUCAGAGGAAACUCCAGCUCAAAGAUUUCAGGGACGCCUACCCCCGUUUCCCCCCGAUCCAGAGCAUCCACGUGUCUCAGGAUGAGAGGGAGUGUAUGAUGGACCUGACAGAGUUCAUGAACCCAACACCGUACACUGUACCGCAGGACACGUCUCUGCCUCGAGUGUUUAAGCUCUUCAGGGCUCUGGGACUCAGACACCUGGUGGUAGUAGAUGAUAUAAACAGGGUGGUCGGACUGGUGACCAGGAAAGACUUGGCCAGAUAUCACCUGGGCAAACACGGACUGGAGGAGCUUCAUUUGGCUCAGACGUAACACACACACACGCACACGCACACACCCUUAUGGACUGAGACCACCUGAUGCCUCAGAGAACAGAGGACACCUUCCAGGCCUCAGAGAUCGGUUAUUCUUCGGAUAAUUAUCCCAGAGAAUACCUGCUUCAUGUGAAAUCAGCUUGAAUUGUUUCUGAUUUGUAGUUUCCUCAAGACUUUUUAAAUAGUUCCUUGUUUUUGUGUUUUGUUAAAUUCUGUCUGCUUUUAUUUGUCAUUUGCUCAUCCGUUUUUACAAACCAUGCUGCAGUAAUUUGUGUCCAAAAAUAAAGACUAAAUGUAUGAAAGCAAAUGGCAACUUCUUCAGCUGGCAGAAGAAACUCCUCUGUGUUAAACUUGAUGAAUAUUUUUGACUGUAACCCAACGAACUACAUGACAGGGACACUACUGACCGGUCCCCUCUGUAGCAGUUUACGUUGACUUGUUAAACAGGAAUUUUGUUUACGUGAGACAAAAAGGUAAUUUUUAUUUGUUUAAAAUUAAACCAGGCUCACUUAUUUCUACUAUAAGAAGCUUUUAGAGCUUAAACAAAACUCUCCUUCCUCAUUUUUUCUGUUGAAGCACAAAAUAUAUAUAUUUUUUUCCGUAGUUAAAAUCACUGUUGUAAUGUUAUGAAUGUGAGCCAUUUUGAAGUGAGAGAAUAUUAUUUAUUAGUGUGUUUGAUCACUUGUUUCAGGGGCUCAUGUUUUAUUUUUCUGGAUUUAUUUUUUUGACAGGAGAUGAUUUAAAUAUUUUCUUCUGGCUCUGUAGCUUCUGUGUCCACAGGAUGUCUUUAGUUUACUGUCUGUAAUAAUUAGAUGCUUAAAUUUGCAUGUCUUUAUUUUAAUUACCUCCAAAGAUUUGCACUUCCUUCAGAAUCCAUGAGAAGUUUACAGAAGCUCCCCGGAAGCUCUAUGAUUGUGGAUGUCUCCCAAAGGCACAAAUAUAAUAUUUCAAAUGAUUUAACGUUUGUUUGUUGACCUCACAACUCUUUAGUUGUCAGUAUUAUUAUUUUCUGCACUAAAUGCUACUUUGAUUUUGUCACCUAUGUGCUCUUAUUGUACAGGAUGUAAAAAAAGUUCUACUUACCGGUAACUCUAUUUUAUAACGACUGGAUAAACCUUUUGUGAAUGAAUAAAAUUGGAAUCUGUCUAUAGUAAAA